Messenger RNA from Hipposideros armiger (great roundleaf bat), 476 nucleotides. RefSeq names its product diazepam-binding inhibitor-like 5. Bases 102 to 365 code for a protein of 87 amino acids. The transcript has a single exon. Gene Ontology annotation, cellular component: mitochondrion. Gene Ontology annotation, molecular function: fatty-acyl-CoA binding. NCBI's taxonomy places the organism in Eukaryota, Metazoa, Chordata, Mammalia, Chiroptera, Hipposideridae. The record is from RefSeq and is a predicted model, not a curated record. Gene Ontology annotation, biological process: fatty acid metabolic process.
CUUAAUUCAUCAGCCUGAAGUGUUUGUAACUCUCUGCCCUCCAGCUUUUAGCACCAGAUAUCACCUAGAAAGGACAGGGGGGCCCAGCCUCAGCUCCCGCAAUGUGCCAAGUGGAGUUUGAGAUGGCCUGCGCUGCUAUCAAGCAGCUGAAGGGACCUGUGAGUGACCAACAGAAACUGUUGGUGUACAGCUUCUACAAACAGGCCACCCAGGGCGACUGCAACAUCCCUGCCCCGCCUGCCACAGAGGUGAAAGCCAAGGCCAAGUGGGAUGCAUGGAACAAGAACAAAGGGAUGACUAAGAUGGACGCCAUGAGGAUCUAUGUUGCUAAAGUGAAAGAACUGAAGAAAAACGAUACUGGUUAAGGGGACUAAGUGCCAAACACAAUGAAGUAGCAUGGCUCCUCUGCUAGGGAAAAGGGCUUCCUAAGAGACCUUGAUGGCUGAAAGGUCCACCUGAGACAUCAAUAAAUCACU